This is a messenger RNA of Mastomys coucha (southern multimammate mouse), 1409 nucleotides long. RefSeq names its product divergent-paired related homeobox (gene Dprx). Gene Ontology annotation, cellular component: nucleus. Gene Ontology annotation, biological process: regulation of transcription by RNA polymerase II. Gene Ontology annotation, molecular function: DNA-binding transcription factor activity, RNA polymerase II-specific; RNA polymerase II cis-regulatory region sequence-specific DNA binding. Bases 540 to 1409 code for a protein of 289 amino acids. The record is from RefSeq and is a predicted model, not a curated record. Lineage: Eukaryota; Metazoa; Chordata; Mammalia; Rodentia; Muridae. The transcript is spliced from 3 exons.
GCAUGGUACUCUGGCUCCAAACUCCGCGUAACAGAGGCCAGACAUCACUGAAGACAGAGCAGCAAUUAAGAAGCAGAUGAUGAUGGACGGUCCAGCCUUCUCUCUGGCCACCUCCCCAGCCAGGACGUACACGCCUGCACCCAGGGUACUGCCCACACCCAGGGACACCAGGUCCAAAGUGGUCAGACAUCGAGACAAGGAAGACGCAGACUGUUCGUUUGCUGCCAGGGGCCGCCGGCGAACCAACUUCUGGCCAAACUGAUAGAGGUUCUGCCAUAACAUCUUUAGUGCCUGGUGGAGGGAUUUAAACUCUGCUGGAAAACAAAAUAAGAAAUCAUGACUGAUCAUCUUUAAUCCAAGCAUUUGGAUGUUGUUUUUAACAAAAUCUCAACUGUUGCUUGUUACCAUUGAAGACUCUCUGGAGCCAAGAUGCUGGGGUGAAAGCCUGCUAGCUCAGAGAGGCAGAGAAAGCACCCAGCUGACUUUCCUUCUCAGAUCGUGUCCCAGGAAGAAUCUCCUCCCUCAAGCCCGUCUCCAAAAUGCCUUCAGUGUCCCUCCCUUCUACUUCCGGUGAGACCCCGAAGUAUCUACAGAGGAUUCGAACUACGUUUACUCCAGAACAAGUAGAGACACUGACACUCUCCUUUGACCAGAACCCAUAUCCAAGCAGCAAUCUCAAGAAGGAAUUAGCAUCACAAAUGAACAUAAAUCCCAUAGCUGUGCAGGUUUGGUUCAAAAACAAACGAGCAAAAUGCAAGAGAGUCAAAUUUGACAUUCAGAAGGUACAAAUGCACCCUAAGUCACUUCAAGUCCAAGAGCAACAACAGAAGUCACCUCAAGGCCUACAGCAGCAACAGAAGUCACCUCAGGGCCUAGAGCAACAACCGAAGUCACCUCAAAUCCAACGUCAGCAGUUAUUACAACACCAACACCAGCAGUUACUUCCAGUCCCACUUCAAUUGUUUCAACCCCAACACCAGCAGUCACCUCAACUUCAACACUAUCAGUCACCUCAACUUCAACAUGAACAGUCAACUCAAGUGCAACAACAGCACUCACCACAACUCCAAUACCAGCAGUCACCUCAUACUGGAGUCAAUGCCAGUCCAUCCCAGAGUGAGAAGAAUAUACAACCAGGGUCUCUUACCAGCAUCUCUCCUGUGGCCCAAAUUUAUACUAACCAUGAGAUACCCUCAUUCCAACUCAGUUUGUACUCUGAUCUUAAGAACUGUGAAUAUCCCUCUGUGGGCCACAAAAUGGUCCAUUUUGGUUGUUGCCAGGACCCUGCCAUAUACUGGCUCCAACCCAUCUUGAAGUCUCCAAAUCAACACUUUGGUACCCCAUUCCCUCAUUUUGCCCCACCCACACAAAGAAAAAAGAGGCUAAGAAGGUUAAUGACAAAUCAUUGA